Messenger RNA from Maylandia zebra (zebra mbuna), 1169 nucleotides. It is a transcript of the gene pde6d, whose product is annotated as phosphodiesterase 6D, cGMP-specific, rod, delta. Gene Ontology annotation, biological process: sensory perception of light stimulus. NCBI's taxonomy places the organism in Eukaryota, Metazoa, Chordata, Actinopteri, Cichliformes, Cichlidae. The record is from RefSeq and is a predicted model, not a curated record. Gene Ontology annotation, cellular component: cytoplasm.
UGCAGCCCGUUUGCUAGCUGGGUAUAUUUAGCUGAUUGCAUUAUCGGAUCAGAUUUAGCCUGCAGUCCAGCAGAGUAGUGAACGUUAUUUCAGGUGAAUUCUGACUAGUAGUUAGCGAAGUAGUUAAGCUAACGUGAACAGCAGCCGUCUUUUUUCAGAAAAGUCUAGGUUAUCUGUAAGGAGCGAAAACAAACCAUUUCGGACAUGUCUUCAGACGAAGACAGGGCCAAGGAAAUUUUGAAGGGCUUCAAACUAAACUGGAUGAAUCUUCGGGAUGCAGAGACGGGCAAAGUGCUGUGGCAGGGAACGGAGGACCUCUCUGUACCGGGAGUAGAGCACGAAGCUCGUGUCCCAAAGAAGAUCCUGAAGUGUAAAGCAGUGUCCAGAGAGCUCAACUUUUCUUCCUCAGAGAAGCUGGAGAAGUUCAGACUGGAGCAGAAAGUUUUCUUCAAAGGACAGUGUUUAGAAGAGUGGUUCUUUGAGUUUGGUUUCGUUAUCCCCAACUCCACCAACACAUGGCAGUCUCUGAUAGAAGCGGCUCCAGAGUCCCAGAUGAUGCCAGCCAAUGUUUUAACUGGUAAUGUUAUCAUAGAGACCAAGUUCUUCGACGAUGACCUGCAUGUCAGUACUUCCAGGGUACGGCUUUUCUACGUCUGACAUUUAACCCCCCCAAGUCUACCUUCCUGAAUGCUGACACCCUGCCAAGGUCUGUAAAUACCCAAGGUUAGCUACAAUUCACAGCGGUAAAGAGCUCUUUGCUGACGUGGGAUCAGCAUGUUGGGGUGAAACCCAGCUGUGGCGCCACAAUCAGUCAAGUGAGCUCGUGUUCUCUAGUUUUGUCUCGACUUGAAAACCUCUGGACCUUGGAAGAAGAGGGAAGAGGAGAGAGAGAACUCGAUUGCUUCCCCUGUUCCAGGAUCACCUCUCUCUCUGUUUUCCCCUUCAGACUGUUUCACUGUAAACACGUGAUCACUGAUCUCAAGUCAGCUAGGGAAGCCCUCUUGUGUUUUUUCUUUUUUGUAGUGCUGCCCUAUCUCACUCCCAGGUAGCAUUUACUCAGGAACAGAACAGAUGUGUAACCUUCUGUGAAUAGAUAUCAUGUUUUCUAAUCUCCAUGUGUCAUGUCAUGGCUGGUCAAAGAUGGACUGUUGUUGUUGAGGGAAGGUGAU